This is a messenger RNA of Cladophialophora immunda, 1656 nucleotides long. RefSeq names its product pre-mRNA-splicing factor prp46. The annotation marks the transcript as partial. The transcript has a single exon. Gene Ontology annotation, biological process: mRNA splicing, via spliceosome. The record is from RefSeq and is a predicted model, not a curated record. NCBI's taxonomy places the organism in Eukaryota, Fungi, Ascomycota, Eurotiomycetes, Chaetothyriales, Herpotrichiellaceae. Gene Ontology annotation, molecular function: protein binding. Gene Ontology annotation, cellular component: catalytic step 2 spliceosome; precatalytic spliceosome; Prp19 complex.
AUAUGGCGGCCGCAGCACAGUCUUUAUCGGGACGGACGCGAUCGCUCUUUGGAAGCUCUUAUGGCGAAGCAACCGACCCCUCGUCCCUCCCCGUCUCCCUCUCCUUCAAAAGAAAGGUCGAAUAUGAAGGCGUCCGCGAGCUGCCUAAAGCCCUGGCCGAGAAGCAAGCAAAGGCGACAGCGGCGCGAGGACCUAAAAGACCGAAGAUGGCAACCGGAAACAAUCAGAUGGCGUUGGUGAAGAGCGAGGCGAAACCGGACUCACAAGCGCCGUCAUCGCAGAGUAACGGUAACGGCACCAGUCUGAUCCGCAGACCAAACAUGCAACAACCCCGACCCGACUGGCAUGCACCGUGGAAAUUGAUGAGAGUGAUAUCAGGACAUUUGGGGUGGGUGCGCGCACUGGCGGUCGAACCGGGUAACCAGUGGUUCGCUUCUGGCGCAGGAGACCGGACGAUAAAAAUCUGGGAUCUGGCGACGGGUCAACUCCGCCUGACGCUGACGGGUCACAUCUCCACGGUCCGAGGACUGGCAGUGUCGCCGCGCCAUCCGUACCUUUUCUCCUGCGGCGAAGACAAGAUGGUGAAGUGCUGGGACCUGGAGACCAACAAAGUCAUCCGCCACUAUCAUGGCCACUUAUCUGGCGUCUAUACACUCUCACUACAUCCGACGCUCGACGUGCUGGUCACUGGUGGGAGGGACGGCGUCGCGCGUGUUUGGGACAUGCGCACGCGCUCCAACAUCCACGUCCUGUCCGGUCAUAAGGGCACCGUUUCGGACGUGAAGUGCCAGGAAGCAGACCCUCAAGUCAUCACCUCGAGUCUGGACGCCACUGUGCGAUUAUGGGAUCUGGCCGCGGGUAAAACCAUGGGUGUGCUCACCCAUCAUAAAAAAGGCGUCAGGGCCCUAGCCAUCCACCCGAAGGAAUUCACGUUCGCGUCCGCGUCAGCCGGUUCGAUCAAACAGUGGAAAUGCCCCGAGGGGGCGUUCAUGCAGAACUUCGACGGACACAACGCCAUCAUCAACACCCUGGCCGUGAACGAAGAUAAUGUGCUCUUCAGUGGUGGCGACAAUGGCAGUAUCUGCUUCUGGGAUUGGAAGACUGGGCACAGGUUUCAGAGUACCGAGUCUCUGGCGCAGCCAGGGUCCUUGGACGCGGAGGCGGGUAUUAUGAGCAGCACAUUUGAUCAGACUGGGCUGCGAUUGAUUAUGGGAGAGGCGGACAAGACAAUCAAGAUUUGGAGGCCGGAUCCCGAGGCCACGCCCGAGACGCAUCCGUUGGACUGGAAACCCACAUUGGGCCGGGUGAAGUAUUGACCACAUUGCGAUAUAACCUCGUAUAUGGUGGCGGUGGCGGUGGAAGCGGAUUCACAUCGGACGGCAUAUUGCAUUGAGCGACGGUGUUUGAGGCAUUGAUUCUUGGAAGGGAUUUGGGGAGAGCUCUGAUCACAAGGACCAGGGAUCUGAAUAAAAGUUCUUGUUGCAUGUGUCAAGAGGAUAAUGGUCGAUACCCAAGAGAAGAUUCUCAAUCUAUCCGUAGUGUUGGAAGCUUUUGCAACGCUUGACAGUGCGCCAACCCGCUGUUCUCAGACGGCUGAAUCUGGAGACUCUAGAAUCGAAUCCAGGCUUUGCAAUUUUCCUGUAGUGACCCUAAAAC